Ostertagia ostertagi is the source of this 531-nucleotide messenger RNA. The record is from the annotation of a GenBank genome assembly. Lineage: Eukaryota; Metazoa; Nematoda; Chromadorea; Rhabditida; Trichostrongylidae.
AUGUUCUUACAGGGUGUCAUGUGGCGGGUGUCAACGGCUUCACUAGUUCUUCUUGCGGCGGUGGCAUACGCGGCCGAUUUAGAAGAACAAGUUUACGACGUUCCUGAUGAGGAAUACACAGAAGCUUUAACAUUGUUGGGUAUCGGUCCAGAGGCACAACAUAUCUAUGCCAAAAGAGAUCUAGAUGGCGGCAUGCCAGGCGUCCUCCGAUUUGGAAAACGUGAAAAUGGUGUCGAAAAGAAGGAAGUUCCCGGUGUUCUCCGUUUCGGCAAGCGGACCAACAAGAAGAGCAUGCCAGGCGUGCUUCGAUUCGGCAAACGAAACGUGCCCGGAGUUCUGAGGUUUGGAAAAAGGGAAAUGCCUGGAGUGCUGAGAUUCGGCAAAAGAGGGAUGCCCGGAGUCCUGCGUUUCGGCAAAAGACACGAAAUACCCGGCAUGAUGAGAUUUGGCAAACGAUCAACAUACGAUACUAUUCCUCUGGAACUUCUUGACAAGAAAAAUGUGCCCGGAGUUCUUCGUUUUGGCAAGUAG